This is a messenger RNA of Dioszegia hungarica, 705 nucleotides long. Its product is annotated as ribonuclease E inhibitor RraA/Dimethylmenaquinone methyltransferase. NCBI's taxonomy places the organism in Eukaryota, Fungi, Basidiomycota, Tremellomycetes, Tremellales, Bulleribasidiaceae. The transcript has 6 exons. The record is from RefSeq and is a predicted model, not a curated record. Bases 1 to 705 code for a protein of 234 amino acids.
AUGGAUGCCGAGCUCAAGCAGAAGCUACUGCAAAUAUCCACAUGCGAUAUUUCUGACGCGCUCGUCAAGCUCCGUCUGGACGGGGAUGGGACGCAGACGGGAGGACUGAUCCCGGACCUCAAGAUGUACUCACCCUUAUAUGAAGCAGGGACGACGAGGAUAGUAGGGCCGGUGUUUACGGUCCGAAUGACCCUCGCGAGCGAUGGGACCUCCCCAAGGCCCUCGACCCACUUCGUCGAUGCGUGUCCUGGGGAACACAUCAUGAUGAUGCAGGUGCCACGGGGUGUGAAAGCGGCGACCUGGGGUGGUCUCAUGUCUAUCGGCGCCAAGACGAGAGGCGUGCAAGGCGUAGUCAUUGACGGUGGAUGUAGGGACCUAGCAGAGCAUCGCGAGAUAGGUUUUCCGGUCUUUGCUCGACAUCACAGCACUCUCGGCCAAGGGACAUUCGUGCGACCCGCCGAGCUCAAUGUCCCGCUUUCCAUCCCCGCCGAGCAAAGCCUAGGCGGUGUAGCGUGGCCAGACACCAAAGUCAAUCCCGGAGACAUCAUUGUGUGCGAUGUGGACGGCUGUGUGGUCAUUCCUGCGGAUAAGGUGCGGGAGGUAGCGGAGAUGGCGCAGAGGGGAAAAGAGAUCGAUGAGCGGAUAGGCAAGGCGAUAGCUGAGGGUAUGGGCGUCGCCGAGGCGAUGAAGAAGUUCAGGACAUAG